AUGGCCAAGACCAAGUCCUCCGACAACAUCUCUUCCCGCCUUGCCCUCGUCAUGAAGUCCGGCAAGGUCACCAUGGGUAACAAGUCCACCAUGAAGACCCUCCGCUCCGGCAAGGCCAAACUCGUCCUCAUCUCCGCCAACUGCCCUCCUCUGCGCAAGUCCGAGCUUGAGUAUUACGCCAUGCUUGCCAAGACCCCCGUUCACCACUUCAACGGCAACAACAUUGAACUUGGUACCGCCUGCGGUAAGCUCUUCCGCUGCUCUGUCAUGGCCGUCCUGGAUUCUGGUGACUCCGACAUCCUGAGCCAGGAGUAA
This is a messenger RNA of Penicillium atrosanguineum, 315 nucleotides long. Its product is annotated as 60S ribosomal protein eL30. Gene Ontology annotation, cellular component: cytosolic large ribosomal subunit. Gene Ontology annotation, molecular function: structural constituent of ribosome; RNA binding. NCBI's taxonomy places the organism in Eukaryota, Fungi, Ascomycota, Eurotiomycetes, Eurotiales, Aspergillaceae. The record is from RefSeq and is a predicted model, not a curated record. The transcript is spliced from 3 exons. Bases 1 to 315 code for a protein of 104 amino acids.